GACCAUAAAGUUUGCUAACAAGUCGCGGAAGAAAUUACCAUUCCUCGAAGCACAUUUCUUGUUCGGAAAAACAUUAUGCAACAUUGUCAGUCUCAACAUGGACAUUAUUAAGCCUAAUGGAUACGCAGAUUUCGAAUGGGCAACUCGUUUAAAUCGCAUUCUCCUAAACAUUGUUGGAAUUUGGCCGAAUGCUCACAAAAAUGCCUAUGAUAAAUUCUUUUCAAAUGUACGUGCGGCAUUCACUGCAAUCGUUCUCCUUUUCGCUGGUACAAUUCCUGGUAUACAUUCACUAGUGAGAACUUGGGGUGAUCUGAUGUCAAUGAUAGACAAUCUACAAUUUACUCUUCCAAUAACGAUGACCAUAAUAAAACUUAUCGACAUAUGGUGGAAGAAAACAGAUCUUCUAAUGGCCAUAAAUAUGAUUGCUGAAGACUGGGUAAAGGACAAAACCAGUAAAGAACGGUGCAUUAUGAUAAAGCAAGCACAAAACGCCAGAAUUAUCACAAUAGUCUGUUGUUCCUUCAUGUUCUUAGCCAGCAUUUUAGUCGUAAUUUUACCUUGUUUUGGAAUAACUGUAAGAUAUAUUACAAAUGUCACGGAUCCAGUUAAAAUCUUACCUUUACAAACUCAUUAUAUCUAUGAUAAAAAUCAAAGUCCGUAUUUCGAGAUUACAUUCGCCAGUCAAUUUCUUGUUGCCAUGGUGUGUGUUACAUCCUACACCGGAGUGGAUAACUUGCUUGGAUUAUUGAUAUUUCAUUUGUGCGGACAACUAGAAAUUCUUAAAGAAAAACUAAUUAACAUACAACUAUUUAACAAUUAUAAUGAAGGCAUAGCCCUAAUCGUGGAGGAGCACAUACGCCUGAUCAAGUGUUUUCGCAUUAUCGAAAGUACAUAUACUUUACUGUUACUGGGACUACUAAUGUAUUUUGGCUUAAUAUUCUGUAUGUACGGAUUUCUAACUCUAGCAAUACUUAUAGAAGGAAAAGGGAUGUCAAUGAUUCGCUUUAUAUACCUCGUUUCUAUUGUAUUAAAUAUUUCUAUGCACAUGUGUCUUUUUUGUGUCGUUGGUGAGAUUUUGGUAACAAAAUGCGAAGCUCUAUACCAGGCAGCUUACGAGCACAAAUGGUACACAUUGGAACCAGCAAAGGCAAAGAAUUUGCUUUUAAUAAUGAUUCGAGCUAACAAGUCUCUUUAUAUUACGGCUGGGAAAAUGUUUCCUAUGACAAUGUCAAUGUUUUGUAAUGUUAUAAAAACAUCUGCCGGUUAUGUUUCAAUUCUAUUCGCAAUGCAAAAAUAAAAAAAUUAGUUUUUAUAUUUUUAUUUACCUGGGAAUAAGGCGUAAGUAUAAUAUUGUUUCAAAUAUACAUAUAUUUAACAUAAUAUUGUAAUAUAAUAAGCACAUAAAAUUGAAAUACAUAUUUUCUAAAAAAAUAUUUAUUCGUCUCAGUAUAAACAGCUAAAAAGCUUUACAAAAUAGCAAUUGUUUUUUGUUUUAAUAUAUUUACUAAUACAAUCUUCUUUAAAUAUUUGAAUUAAUUUUUUUAUUCAAUUAAAAUUUAUAACAUGAUAUCGUUUAAUUUAAAUACAAGUAAUGCUAAAAUUUUUUUCUAUAUUUCUGUUGACAUAAUCGUUUUUAGCAUAGUUCUAUAAAGUAUACAUUACUUUAUAUAGCAACAGAGGAGAAGAAGGUAUUAUAGUUUUCGUGGACAAUAUGGCUACCCUUGUUAUUUUCGUUAUUAGAUGACGUAUUCUACUAAUUGCUUAUAGAGUUAUUCGUUUAAUAGCCCGCCGUUUUUUGCUU
Solenopsis invicta (red fire ant) is the source of this 1801-nucleotide messenger RNA. Its product is annotated as odorant receptor 43a. Bases 98 to 1297 code for a protein of 399 amino acids. NCBI's taxonomy places the organism in Eukaryota, Metazoa, Arthropoda, Insecta, Hymenoptera, Formicidae. Gene Ontology annotation, biological process: detection of chemical stimulus involved in sensory perception of smell; sensory perception of smell. The record is from RefSeq and is a predicted model, not a curated record. Gene Ontology annotation, cellular component: plasma membrane. Gene Ontology annotation, molecular function: odorant binding; olfactory receptor activity. The transcript is spliced from 7 exons.